This is a messenger RNA of Penicillium soppii, 735 nucleotides long. RefSeq names its product oxidoreductase, short chain dehydrogenase/reductase family. Bases 1 to 735 code for a protein of 244 amino acids. The record is from RefSeq and is a predicted model, not a curated record. NCBI's taxonomy places the organism in Eukaryota, Fungi, Ascomycota, Eurotiomycetes, Eurotiales, Aspergillaceae. The transcript is spliced from 4 exons.
AUGGCAACCAAGGCACUCGCAAUCAUUGCAGGCGUCGGUCCUGGCACGGGUGCAUCAAUUGCUAGGAAGUUUGCAAAGUCAUAUUCUGUUGUAGUACUUGCUCGAAACCCAAACAAUUAUGACGCAGUUGUCCAAGAAAUCAAUUCUAGCGGCGGCCACGCCAUUGGCAUCAGUGCCGAUGUUUCCGAUUCGAAGAGUGUGAACGCUGCCUUUGAUAAGAUUGCUGAGAAAUAUCCAUCUUCCAAGGUUGCUGCUGCUGUCUUUAACCCCGGUGGUGGCUUCGUUCGAAAACCUUUCCUCGAGCUAACGGAAGCGGAUUAUUCUACUGCACUUGGCUCCCAAGCACAAGGCGCGUUUAACUUUGCUCAGCGGUCUAUUCCUUUGCUUUUGCAAGGACGCGAGUUGUCGGAAUAUCCACCCACUCUGAUUUUCACCGGCGCGACUGCGAGUCUAAAGGGUUCAGCCAACUUCGCUGCAUUUGCCUCAGCAAAGUUUGCAUUACGCGCAUUGGCACAGUCACUGGCUCGUGAGUUUGGACCACAGGGUGUCCACGUCGCCCAUACCAUCAUUGAUGGUGUUAUCGAUAUUCCUCGGACCAAAGCGUAUGUGUUUGAGCACGAGGAUGCGAAAUUGAGCCCUGAAGCUAUUGCGGACUCAUAUUGGUAUCUGCAUACGCAGCCGCGGACUACAUUCGCCUUUGAGCUAGAUUUGAGGCCUUACAUUGAGAAAUGGUAA